AUUCUCUCAUGUUCAUACACAUAAACUAGUUAUGUUUUUGUCUUUGUCAACAACCUCAAUUAAUAUUUAGCAGUUGAUGGUUGGAGAGGAACUUUUUAUUUACUCUUUUUAUCUUCUGCCUUUUAAAGACUACUUGUUUCUCUUCUUCUUCUUUAUUGCUUAUAGCUUCUGAGCAUCAAUGGAUCCAAAUCAUAAUAAUCUUCUCAUCUUUGUAGCCUUUUUUGUUCUCUGCUUAGCCACCAAUGGUGUAACCGGAUAUGCCACGGUCACAGGCUCGGUGUUUUGUGACCAAUGCAAGGAUGGAGAGAGAUCUUUGUUUGAUUUUCCUGUCUCUGGAAUCAAGAUUAGUGUCACAUGUGCUGAUGAAAAUGGACAGGUCUAUAUGUCAAGAGAAGAGACUACUAAUUGGCUUGGAGGAUAUGUAAUGAGAUUUGAUGGGACACCGGAUCUAAGUAACUGUUAUGCUCAAGUUUCAGACAAUGGAGUUCAACAAGACCCAAGUAGCUGCAGCAUUGCUUCAGGUCCUGCACAGAAACUUAAACUAAUGUUCAGCUUUUUUGGGAUUGAAACGUUUGCUGCGGAUGCCCUUCUUGCUCAACCAGUUCAGCCAAGUUCUUUUUGUCCUAAACCACCCACAGCUCCGGUCAUGCCUCCUCCUCAAGUUCCGGUAAUGCCUCCUCCUCAGGUCCCGGUUAAGCCUCAUCCUAAGGUCCCGGUUAUAAGUCCUGAUCCUCCAGCUACAUUGCCUCCUCCUAAGGUCCCGGUUAUAAGUCCUGAUCCUCCAACUACAUUGCCUCCUCCUCUGGUCCCGGUCAUAAAUCUUCCUCCAGUUACAUCACCUCCUCAGUUUAAGCUUCCACCAUUGCCUCAAAUCCCUCCAAUGCCAUUUGUAGAGCCAUCAGCUUGUUCUCACCAGUUGUGGAUGAAACCUGAGUACAGAUGCUACUGGAGGGCGAUAGGUCCAGACACAAAGGUCGCAGUUGCAUUUGGGCUAGUAGCCGGGAGAAUAUACGGCACAGAUAUGACAGUACGAGAAGCGCUUGACGGGCGAGGAGAAGCCUAUAAGACACUUCUAAGAGAGGCAACAACUGCAUUGCUCAAUUCAUACAACUCUCUAGGAUUUCCUUAUAAUUCCGUCGCUGUGAUCACAUAUACCAAUCUGGCUCUCCUCGGGAAUUCGGAACACGAUGUCCUCAUGACUGCUAUUCGUUUCAUCAAGGCUAAUUCCGGGACCUGCAGAUUCACAGUCUGCAAUUGAUUGAAUGUGUUUUCAAUACUUAUAUACUCUACACUCUUUCUUUCUCUUUUACAUUGUUCUUGGGUCCUUUUGUAAUACUAUAAAAGUCUAUACCUGGAUUCAUUGGAGAAUUUAUGGACUAUUAUUGUAUCCCUAUUUAUACUCGGCAUUAAACUUAGUUGUUACAAAGCCUAACGUUCUAGCACUGUGAGCACUAAAUGUUGUUAUGAUAUAAUGCAUCAAUGAUUGGAGAGGGACAUGAACAAAAGUAGAUAUGCUUCAU
This is a messenger RNA of Arabidopsis thaliana (thale cress), 1520 nucleotides long. RefSeq names its product Pollen Ole e 1 allergen and extensin family protein. Bases 179 to 1258 code for a protein of 359 amino acids. NCBI's taxonomy places the organism in Eukaryota, Viridiplantae, Streptophyta, Magnoliopsida, Brassicales, Brassicaceae. The record is from RefSeq and is marked reviewed. The transcript has 3 exons.